AUGGGCGACGCGCCAUUGUCACCGGAGCAUGUGCUCGUUAUUUUCUACCCGACGAUGCCAGAAGAGGUGAAGGAGGUUAUCCUACAGAAAUUCUCCCAUGCCGAGGUCACUAUCUACGAGUCUCAGGGAACCCCUGUGCCAUCUGAGGUAUAUCAAAAGGCCACCGUCCUCGCGACUUUCAGCGAUCUUCCUGAUCUCAAGGACUCGAAGAAUCUUAAACUAAUCCACACCUUCUCUGCUGGCGUGGAUCAUAUUUUGCAAAACCCAAUUCUGCAAGAAACUGAUAUCCCCAUCACUACAAGCUCGGGUAUCCAUGGUCCUCCGAUUGCAGAAUGGACUGUGAUGAAUUGGCUGGUAUCAUCCCGGAGAUACGCCAAGGGCUACGAGGCACAGAAAUCCCACGUAUGGGAUAAGGCCGCGUAUAGGCCAGGUCUUCAUGACCAAGUGGGUAAAAAGGUAGGUAUUCUAGGAUAUGGAAGUAUCGGGCGCCAAAUCGCCCGCGUCUCGCAAGCAUUGGGCAUGACCGUGCACGCAUACACGGCCACCCCACGCCCAACACCCGAAUCCCGGCGUGACAACGGCUACAUCGUGCCCGGCACGGGCGAUCCCGACGGCUCGAUCCCGGCAUCGUGGCAUCACGGCGCAGACCGCGAAUCCCUCCGCUCUUUCCUGGCUACCGGGCUCGAUCAUCUGGUGGUCUCACUUCCGCUGACACCGCAAACAAACCGUCUCCUCGGUGCCGAGGAAUUCACCAUUCUCUCGGACCAUUCUCAGCACCAUUCGAGUAAGCCUUACGUGACUAAUAUCUCCCGGGGUAGGGUUAUCGAUCAGAAGGCUUUGGUCGAUGCUUUGAAUUCGGGGGUUUUGAGUGGUGCUGCGCUUGAUGUCACGGAUCCGGAACCGCUUCCUCAGGAUGAUCCGCUCUGGGAGGCUGCCAAUGUUCAGAUUAGUCCGCAUGUCAGCGCGCUUGGGGUGGAGUAUUUCCCGCGCUCGCUUGAUAUCCUUGAGCUAAAUCUGGAGCGUAUCGCGCGGGGUGGGCCGUUGAUUAACUCUUAUACGCGGGGCAAGGGGUAUUAG
Messenger RNA from Penicillium roqueforti, 1077 nucleotides. Its product is annotated as D-isomer specific 2-hydroxyacid dehydrogenase family protein. Gene Ontology annotation, molecular function: NAD binding. Bases 1 to 1077 code for a protein of 358 amino acids. The record is from RefSeq and is a predicted model, not a curated record. Lineage: Eukaryota; Fungi; Ascomycota; Eurotiomycetes; Eurotiales; Aspergillaceae. The transcript is spliced from 4 exons.